AUGGACAAGAACUCUCCGCCAGAGGUUCCCGCAGGCUGGGCAGCUCGGUGGAACGAUCAGUAUAACACCUGGUUCUACGUUAAUCUCACCACCAAGCAGUCGCAAUGGGAGCUUCCGACGGGCCCUAGUCCCGCCCCCGCGCCUGCGACCCCGAAUCCAGCACCAACUCCGGCUCCAGCUCCAGUCCCAGCGCAGACACCGACUCCUGGGCCUGGCGCUCCGUCAGAUCUGCCUGCUGGGUGGGUUUCACGCUGGAACGAUCAAUACAAGACCGAGUUCUACGUCAACAGCGUUACCAAGCAGUCGCAAUGGGAACGCCCAACCGUACCUGCGACACCGGUCGCUGCCGCGCCUCACCCAGCUGCUGCCACGCCUCCGGUUGCUGCCACUCCUCCGGUCGCAGCUGCGUCGCCGUUUGCUGCCGCCCAAACCCCGGCCGACCCCAACCAGGGGAUGCCGAAUAUCGGGUCUCUGAAUCUCUCCCAACAGAGCUCUCCACAGCCGCAGAGUGCCCCCGCGGUCCCCGGGGCGCCAGAGGUACCUGCCGGGUGGGCUGCUCGUUUCAACGACCAGUAUCAGACCUGGUUUUUCGUGAAUCUGUAUACUAAGAAAUCUCAGUGGGACAAGCCUACGGCUCCCGCAACGCCGGCCAGCGAAGCCCAGAGCAUCCACACACCACAGCAGCAGCCUGCUAAUAUAGCUCCCCAGCCUACUCAUCAGCCUGCUCCCCAACCCGCUCAUCAGCCUACUCCCCAACCCGCUCCUCAGCCUACUCCCCAGCCUGGUCAGCCUACUCCACCUACGGCAAACAACCCACCUGGUGCUCCGGAAGUUCCUGCGGGAUGGGCAGCUCGGUUCAACGACCAGUAUAAGACCUGGUUCUUCGUGAACACAUUCACCAAGAAGUCUCAAUGGGACAAGCCAACGGCCCCGGCAACGCCCGCCAGCGAGAGCCAGAGCCUUCAUACUCCUCAGCAUUCUAUUAGCUCAGCCUCCCGCCCUACCUCUCCCUCGACGAACAAUCCUCCAGGUGCUCCAGAGGUCCCUGCGGGAUGGGCAGCUCGAUUUAAUGAUCAGUACAAGACCUGUGGGACAAACCGACUGUUCCUGCCACCCCUGGCCCGGAAUCUCAGCAAUUUGGCGGCCCAGGUGCUGGUCAGCCUCAACAAGCUCAAUUCCAACCUCAACCUCAGCCUCAGCCUCAGCCUCAGUCUCAGCCUCAGUCUCAACCCCAAUCUCCAUUCCAACACCAACCUCAACCACAGCAACAUCAGUCUCCAGUAG
Molecule: messenger RNA, 1284 nt
Organism: Clonostachys solani
Lineage: Eukaryota; Fungi; Ascomycota; Sordariomycetes; Hypocreales; Bionectriaceae
Source: the annotation of a GenBank genome assembly